AUGAAAUCGUUCUUUGAUUUCGAUAGUCUUCUACUCUGGCAUUAUGCUCGCGACUAUACCAAUGGAAACCACGGCUUGGCAAUGACCUUUUUGGGCCUCACCGUAGGAUUAAUCGUUUUGCUAUGCGCACUCUUUCCAGACAAACAAAAACUCGUUCCUGGUGUUCUAGUUGUUGGUGGGAAUGCUAAACACAGCAUCAAGGCAAAUCGAGAGCGGUUUCGCCAAAAUGCAAAGGAGAUGCUUCAAGAAGGGUACAAGCGCGCGAAAGGCGACUUCUUCUACGUCCCCAGUCCACUAGGAGAACGUCUGAUGAUUCCCUCGAAAUACUUAGAGGAGCUCAAGACGGCCCCAAUCGACCAGGUAGACUUUGUUGCUACGUUUAUCGAGGGUAAGUACACCACCAUGGGGAAUUGGACGCCCGUCCCUGUCGUCCACACAUUGACGCAGAUUGUGGCAAGAGUCUCGAGUUGUAUGUUCGGUGGCACCACUCUAUCUCACAAUCGAGAAUGGGUACAAUCAUCUAUCGACUUCGCCAUUGACGGCUUCAUUGGCGCUCAGAAGCUGAAAAGAUAUCCCGAGGUCCUGAAGCCAUUUGCAGCUCGUUUCAUUCCGGAGAUUACCAAGAUCGCCGGCCAUUACGCCGCUGCAGAAGCUGCAGCUAUUCCACUGCUCGAAAGUCGCCUUCGCACUGGAGAUAAAGCUGAAGAUCUUCUAUAUUGGAUGGCCGAGCAGGCGAAAGGCGAAGAGCGUGACAUGGCAUUCCUGGCCAGUAUUCUCUUGAAGGUAAGCUUUGCUGCGAUACACACAAGUGCAGCUGCACCUGCACAGCUCAUUUACGACCUAUGCGAACGUCCUGAAAUCAUUGGAACAUUGCGGGACGAAUUCGAGAGCCUUACUGGCAACGAUGAUUUGAUAACAAAAUCGGGCUUCUUGAAAAUGGCGAAGAUGGAUAGUUUCAUGAAAGAGAGCCAAAGGUUUAAUCCUCUCCUUCUAAUCACAUUCGAGAGAGUGGUUCACCGGCCUUUUACACUAUCCUCCGGGUUUACAAUUCCAGCUCAUACCACCAUUGGGAUUCCAACACAAGCUAUCACAAUGGAUGAAUCUCUUUAUCCGGACCCUGAAACUUUUGAUGCGUUUCGUUUCGCCAGGAUGAGAGAAGAGCGCUCGGAUAUGGACGGUCGCGCCCAGUAUGUCGCGUCGAAUCCGACAUCUUUGAGUUUUGGCUACGGGCGCCAUGCUUGUCCAGGACGCUUCUUUGCGGCUCAUGAGAUCAAAGCCAUAAUGGCCCAUCUGUUGAAAAAUUACGAGAUGCGAUUUACACAUGGACAGGGACGCCCGCAAAGUGUACGAGCGGAAACACAAUAUCUACCGGACCCAUGGGCGACUGUGGAGUUCAAGAAGAGACUCUAG
Messenger RNA from Colletotrichum tamarilloi, 1410 nucleotides. RefSeq names its product cytochrome P450. The transcript has 5 exons. NCBI's taxonomy places the organism in Eukaryota, Fungi, Ascomycota, Sordariomycetes, Glomerellales, Glomerellaceae. Gene Ontology annotation, molecular function: iron ion binding; monooxygenase activity; oxidoreductase activity, acting on paired donors, with incorporation or reduction of molecular oxygen. The record is from RefSeq and is a predicted model, not a curated record. Bases 1 to 1410 code for a protein of 469 amino acids.